This is a messenger RNA of Piliocolobus tephrosceles (Ugandan red Colobus), 1850 nucleotides long. RefSeq names its product NOVA alternative splicing regulator 2 (gene NOVA2). NCBI's taxonomy places the organism in Eukaryota, Metazoa, Chordata, Mammalia, Primates, Cercopithecidae. The transcript is spliced from 4 exons. Gene Ontology annotation, molecular function: RNA binding. The record is from RefSeq and is a predicted model, not a curated record. Bases 43 to 1521 code for a protein of 492 amino acids.
CAGCCGCCGCAGCAGCAGCAGCCGCCGCCCCAGGCCCCCCCCAUGGAGCCCGAGGCCCCGGAUUCCCGCAAGAGGCCCCUCGAAACGCCCCCCGAGGUGGUCUGCACCAAGCGCAGCAACACGGGAGAGGAAGGCGAAUACUUCCUGAAGGUGCUGAUCCCCAGCUACGCGGCGGGCUCCAUCAUUGGCAAGGGCGGGCAGACCAUCGUGCAGCUGCAGAAGGAGACGGGAGCCACCAUCAAGCUCUCCAAGUCCAAAGACUUCUACCCUGGAACCACAGAGCGGGUAUGCCUAGUACAGGGCACAGCAGAGGCCUUGAAUGCUGUGCACAGCUUUAUUGCCGAGAAGGUCCGAGAAAUCCCACAAGCGAUGACCAAGCCUGAGGUGGUCAACAUCCUUCAACCCCAAACCACGAUGAACCCCGACAGAGCCAAGCAGGCCAAGCUGAUCGUCCCCAACAGCACGGCGGGCCUGAUCAUCGGCAAGGGGGGCGCCACGGUGAAAGCCGUGAUGGAACAGUCAGGAGCGUGGGUGCAGCUGUCCCAGAAGCCAGAGGGCAUCAACCUGCAGGAGCGCGUGGUGACGGUCAGCGGCGAGCCCGAGCAGGUGCACAAGGCUGUGAGCGCCAUCGUGCAGAAGGUACAAGAAGACCCCCAGAGCAGCAGCUGCCUCAACAUCAGCUACGCCAAUGUGGCAGGCCCCGUGGCCAACUCCAACCCUACCGGCUCUCCGUACGCCAGCCCCGCGGAUGUGCUGCCAGCCGCGGCCGCAGCGUCGGCCGCCGCUGCCUCCGGCCUGUUGGGCCCCGCCGGGCUGGCUGGCGUGGGGGCCUUUCCCGCCGCGCUGCCUGCCUUCUCAGGCACCGACCUGCUGGCCAUCAGCACGGCGCUUAACACGCUGGCCAGUUACGGCUACAACACCAACUCCCUGGGCCUGGGCCUCAACUCGGCCGCAGCCUCCGGCGUCCUGGCUGCCGUGGCCGCCGGGGCCAACCCCGCAGCCGCCGCCGCCGCCAACCUCUUGGCAUCCUACGCUGGCGAGGCCGGGGCCGGGCCAGCUGGAGGGGCCGCCCCGCCGCCGCCCCCGCCUCCCGGAGCCCUGGGGUCCUUUGCGUUGGCCGCAGCCGCCAACGGCUACCUCGGGGCCGGGGCCGGUGGCGGGGCGGGCGGAGGGGGCGGUCCGCUGGUGGCCGCUGCAGCGGCGGCCGGGGCGGCCGGGGGCUUCCUGACAGCGGAGAAGCUGGCGGCUGAGAGUGCCAAGGAGCUGGUGGAGAUUGCGGUGCCUGAGAACCUGGUGGGAGCCAUCCUGGGGAAGGGGGGCAAGACGUUGGUGGAGUACCAGGAGCUGACGGGCGCUCGCAUCCAGAUCUCCAAGAAGGGCGAGUUCCUGCCAGGCACGCGGAACCGGCGGGUCACCAUCACGGGCAGCCCCGCGGCCACGCAAGCCGCUCAAUACCUCAUCAGUCAGCGGGUCACCUACGAGCAGGGAGUGAGGGCCUCAAACCCCCAGAAAGUGGGAUGAGGCCUGUGGUGUGUGCUCCCACCCUUCUCUCUCCUCCCAUCUCCUCCUCCUCCCUCUCCUCCUCCCCCCAACUCCUGACCUCAGCUUGGUGUAGUCCUGCUCCUCUUGGGAUGGGGCUGGGGUAGGCCCGACUGCACCCUCCCCUUCUGGUAGUCAUAGGCAGGAUUGAGUGACGGUUGGGAAGGGGGCUCAGAAGCCCCCUCCCCAGCCCGGAACUGACCCCUCCUUCCUCCCUCCCUGUGCUUGGCUGGGCCUGACCCUUCCUGUCCCAGGGCCCAGGUCUGUGUGAUAUCUGUAUAUAUUGCAUUUUGUUGAUUUUAAUAGAAAAC